This is a messenger RNA of Malurus melanocephalus (red-backed fairy wren), 1461 nucleotides long. RefSeq names its product NOP2/Sun RNA methyltransferase 4 (gene NSUN4). Gene Ontology annotation, biological process: rRNA methylation. Bases 1 to 1311 code for a protein of 436 amino acids. The transcript has 6 exons. NCBI's taxonomy places the organism in Eukaryota, Metazoa, Chordata, Aves, Passeriformes, Maluridae. Gene Ontology annotation, molecular function: methyltransferase activity. The record is from RefSeq and is a predicted model, not a curated record. Gene Ontology annotation, cellular component: mitochondrial large ribosomal subunit.
AUGGCGGCGCUGGGCGGGCAUGGGCGGGCGGCGGCAGCGCUGCUGCGGCGGGGACCGGGGCUGGGACCGGGAUUGGGAGCCGKACCGGGAKYGGGAUCCAUACCGGGAKYGGGAKCYRUACCGGGAYYGGGAGCCAUACCGGGAGCGGGGCCGCGGCGGCACCGGCACAAGGAGAAAUGGGCUGCCACACUCCCUCGCAUCCCAUCCACACGGCUGGCUCUGCACCACUUCGACAUGAACUACGGCCUGCACUUGGGGGCCCUGUGGCCCUCGGUGCGCGCCGGGCUGCUCUGCGAACAGAAAUACGGGGCUCUCCUCAACAACUUCGCUGCUGCCAACCACGUCCCCGAAGAGCUGGAGCUGCUCAAUGCUGCUGAUUUCAUUUCUGAGGCGCCCCAAAAGGCGCAGCAAUGGCAGCGGGGUGCGGCUGAGGGGGAAGCGGCCGGAGGGUGCCAGGAGGGGACUGGUGAGGGCAGGACUGUGAUGCAGGCAGGAAUGGUGACACAGGCAGAGACGUCUCCACCGCUUUGCACCUCCAUCAGCUCCAAAAUCAAGUGUUACACCUUCCCCAGGGGCGACAUCAUGCGCUUUCGCCCUGCACGGCCGGAUGCUCUGGGGCUCCUCGACUAUUACCUCAUGGAUGCAGCAUCUCUCCUGCCYGUCCUGGCACUCAGUGUGCAGCCGGAUGACUUUGUCCUCGAUCUCUGUGCAGCUCCCGGUGGGAAGACUCUGGCUCUGCUGCAGACUGGCUUUUGUGGGCAUCUGGCAGCCAAUGACAUCUCCAUUUCCCGGACAAAGAGGCUGCACCAGAUUCUCCAUAGCUAYGUCCCCAAAGAAGUCAGGGAAACUGUGAGUGUCACGUCCUAUGAUGGAAGGGUCUGGGACCAGGUGAAAGGUGGCACUUUUGAUAAGGUGUUGGUGGAUGUGCCCUGCACAACAGACAGACACUCUGCCAUGGAGGAGGACAACAACAUCUUCCACAAGAGGCGAACCAAGGAGCGUCAGAUGCUGCCCAUGCUGCAGCUGCAGCUGCUGAUGGCUGGGAUUCUCGCCACAAAGCCGGGAGGAGAGGUGGUGUACUCCACGUGCUCGCUGUCCCCGCUGCAGAACGAGUGUGUGGUGGAGAGGGCGCUGGACGUUGCAGGAUCCCAGUUCAACAUCAAUAUCCACGUKGAGGACUUGAGCCACUUCCGGACGCUUUUCCAGGACACGUUUUCCUUCUUCUCGGACUGCCGGCUGGGGGAGCUUGUCCUGCCUCACCUCACAGCCAACUUUGGGCCGAUGUAUUUCUGCAAAUUACGUCGGGUGUAGAAAGGGUGACAGACUGUCCAUCUGCUGUCAGGAAAUACCCCAACAUUUUAGGGAAAGCAGAACUGCUUUAUAUUYAUUUUUCUUUCUGAAAUGUUGCAAAGGAAAUCUGCUUUUUACUGCAGACAUAGGGAAUAAAUGAGAAAGACCUGC